CACCCACUCAGAGGGAUGGGAUUUAGGACCCGGGCUUUUGCACACUUGUGGAGUGAACCAGCUCUGGUCUUGUUCUAUGACCUCAGUCUAGGCAACAUGCUUCUGGUUUUAAAAUCCGGGGGCGAACCCGAAGGUGUGUUCUAAGAUUGCGAGAGGCUCUUCCCAGGUGCACGCUGUCCCUUCUGAUUUGAACACAAAUAGCUUCUGUUUCCCCCUCUACCCUCCCUUCUCCAUCAUAGACACGCUCCUUUUUUUCUCCCCACCCGGAGCAUAACCAAUUCGACCCCCUGUGGAGGAAGGACUUGAUCCCGCUGCGGAAGGCAUCCUUCUUCUCUCUACGCCACUAAGGUCUCCUCCACCCUUCACUACUCUACCCGAAUGACCUGUCCUUCCCGGCCACCCUAGCGCCCAGGGCUGGGGAGAGGAGCCCUCACACUCCGCUUUGCAGCGCCUGUCUUCUGCAGAGCCCACGCACUGGGACGCUGUGGGGAGUACGACAUGCUGCUGGGGCGAGAUCCCCAGUGCCAGGCAGUGCUGCCGGCUCUGCUCGGGUGACAGGCUUCCCAUUCUUUUUCGUCUCCAAGCAUCCUUCCUGCACACCGCUGUCGCCUAUUUCUCCCUCGCACUCUCCCGCGCGUAAGGGGACCUCCUCGGGGACCAGAUCUAGGCGAGGUUGCGACCCGACCCCAAGCCUAGCAGCAUGUGGAACGCGACGCCCAGCGAGGAGCCGGAGCCUAACGUCACUCUGGACCUGGACUGGGACGCUUCCCCCGGCAACGACUCGAUGACGGACGAGCUGCUGCCGCUGUUCCCCGCGCCGCUGCUGGCGGGCGUCACGGCCACCUGCGUGGCGCUCUUUGUGGUGGGCAUCUCGGGCAACCUGCUCACCAUGCUGGUGGUGUCCCGCUUCCGCGAGCUGCGCACCACCACCAACCUCUACCUGUCCAGCAUGGCCUUCUCCGACCUGCUCAUCUUCCUGUGCAUGCCGCUGGACCUCGUCCGCCUCUGGCAGUACCGGCCCUGGAACUUUGGCGACCUGCUCUGCAAACUCUUCCAGUUCGUCAGCGAGAGCUGCACCUACGCCACGGUCCUCACCAUCACCGCGCUGAGCGUCGAGCGCUACUUCGCCAUCUGCUUCCCGCUGCGGGCCAAGGUGGUGGUCACCAAGGGCCGCGUGAAGCUGGUCAUCCUUGUCAUCUGGGCCGUGGCCUUCUGCAGCGCGGGGCCCAUCUUCGUGCUGGUGGGCGUGGAGCACGAGAACGGGACCGACCCUCGGGACACCAACGAGUGCCGCGCCACUGAGUUCGCGGUGCGCUCUGGGCUGCUCACGGUCAUGGUGUGGGUGUCCAGCGUCUUCUUCUUCCUGCCGGUCUUCUGCCUCACCGUGCUCUACAGUCUCAUCGGGAGGAAGCUGUGGCGGAGGCGCGGCGAUGCGGCGGUGGGCGCCUCACUCAGGGACCAGAACCACAAGCAGACGGUGAAGAUGCUUGCUGUGGUGGUGUUUGCCUUCAUCCUCUGCUGGCUGCCCUUCCAUGUGGGAAGAUACCUGUUUUCCAAGUCCUUCGAGCCGGGCUCUCUGGAGAUUGCUCAGAUCAGCCAGUACUGCAACCUUGUGUCCUUCGUCCUCUUCUACCUCAGCGCUGCCAUCAACCCCAUUCUGUACAACAUCAUGUCCAAGAAGUACCGGGUGGCAGUGUUCAAGCUUCUGGGGUUUGAAUCCUUCUCGCAGAGAAAGCUCUCCACUCUGAAGGAUGAAAGCUCUCGGGCCUGGGCAAAGUCGAGCACCAACACAUGACAGCACAUCGAAGCUUCAGUCAUUGCUUACUGCUCCAUACCAGAAGCCAUAGCCAAGCAGGACUUGGGAGGAAGCGGAAAGUCAGUUUAGGAUUAGAGACACAUGGAUCUGGAAACAAUUGGGGGCGGGCAGUAAAGCCAGAAGGGUAGGGUCUGUGCAGUUUGAGCUGAUUGUGCACUCAUCAGAGUGCUCAUGUGCCAUCCCUGCACACUGUCUCUAUGAUUUGGACAGCUUUUCCACUCAGAGGAAGGAGGAGACAAGACUGGGCACCGGCUUUCCUUCUUAGUGGGUAAACACUAACCUCAUUUGCUUUUCUCAUCAUCAUAAAAAUGAAAUAACAUCACACACAACUUUAGACAUGACUUUUCAAAGCUAGCAAUCUCCACAAAGCUCCACAACAUUCACCCAAAGCACCAUAACAUAAGGCACACAUGUGAUCAAUAUGAAACGAUUGAGAAAUCUCCAUUCUCCCCGCCCCCACAGUAAUUCUGAAACCUAGUAUGCUCCUUACCAAGCAGCCCGCUUGAAGUUGAACAGUUAGUUCCAUUAGUAAUAUUUGAUGUAUUUAAUUUGAUCAUAGAAAAACUGAUUCAACAGCUUAAAUUUCAUGAGUACAAUGAAAGCUUUUAAGUAACAUAAUUUACUGUUUUUUUUUUAAUUCAAAGUUAAUUAAAAUAAGCAAUUCAGUUCUUCAGUUGUAGUAGGUACAUUUCAAGUGUUCAAUAGACCAAUGUGGCUAGUGGUUAUCAUACCAAGCAGACACUCCAGAGUGCAUGAAACAUAAUUAUUAAUCUCAUAUAAAAUGUUUAAAAAUAAGCACCUGUCCCUGUCAAAUGUUUUUAAAUAGUAUAUUAGUAUAGCAGGAUUUUAGAGUAACAAAUGUUAAGGUCACACCUAAUGCUCUAUCUUCAUGGUGGAAGAGAAUGGAAUACAUUUUAAAAUUAAAUCACAUGUUUUAAAAUAAGUUUAAUUGCAUGCAUCAAUUCAGGAAGUGAAAUAUUGUAAAAAACCAUAGACUGCCUUCUUUGACUUAAUAUGUAAGCUAAUUAUAAGCCUUUCAUUUGUGGAUAGGUAAUUAUCAUUUAUUCUGGCCAGCUUAUAGUAACCUAAAGAGUAUCAAAAACUUUCAAAUAGUGAAGGCAGGCUCAUAAUUUCCCCAACAUUUAUGCUUAUUUCUACUAAAAAUUUAUUUAAAAAUUUCAAUCGUUUCUUUCAACUUGUUCCUGCCAUGUCCUAUCUCCAAGGUGGUCUUGCUAUUAACACCUCGCUGCUCAGUGAUAGACACAGUCAAUGUAUUUCUAGUUUCAUUCUUAGUCAUAAUUAUGAAUGAGUACACCUUUCAAUAAAUACUGUGCAUUUUAGCUAUAAAGAUUAAAUUUCAUUUCUAAAGACACUACUUUCUAUAUGGUCAGCUGGAUGAUCUCAGUCCAUCCUUCCAGAAUGAUUGCUUCCAUUCUUCUGUGACUACUGUCAAGUGAGCAGCUCCUAUGGAAGGACUGGUUAGGCCAUUUAAGGAAGUUAAUGUCUUGCACUUAAAAGAAAAGGUUAUUAUGCUGAAGUAAUGGAGUGCCUACUUGCUUUGGAAACAUCAAAAAACAAGCAUAAUUAGAAUUACUUUUAAAGAAAUAUUUCUGAAACCCAUGUGGACAUGCAACUCACUCUAAACACCUCACGUUACCAAGUUGACUGUUGAGUUAAUUCUUAGGAGUGCAUCAGCGAGCACACACUGAUGCAUUCAGUUCCAUGAGAUACUGAUUAGUGCAUUUAGCACCCAUCUCCUCAAUAGCGCUCAGUAAAUUAAAAAGAGGGAUUUCAGCUUCCUGACACAGUUUCUCUAUAAAUACACCACACUUGAGAGGAAACAAGUUUUCAAAAAAGAAUGUUUAUCACUGUUUUGGAGUGAAACAAGCCUGAUGAGUUGCUUAGUUUCUUCAGUGGUCCCAUCUCUGUGCUCUAUGACGGGCGUCUUCAACUCACAUCUGAGGAGUGGACUACAGAGCAAGGGCCACUGUGUUUCCCACUGGUUCACCUGGGAAGUGAAAAUCCUUUAUUUAGAGAAAGGAAUCUUUAAUUUGUCCACUCCAAUCAUUACUUUCUUUUGUUACUUGCAAGUUCUUUAUGUUAUUACAUUCUAUGUAUCGUUCAAGACUCAGGGCAAAAGAAAACUACCCUGGAGAAAGUUGUGUGGGAAAGCCUACCGUUUCCCACACUUGGUACGUGCCCUCUAUGUCUGAGCUCUGAGAAAUUAACAAGCCAAAGAUUUUCUUAUUCUUAGUGAUUUCACAAUCAUCUGCAUGUUGUGCUGUGGGUAAUGGAUAAAGAGAUUUGAAUUAUGAAGUAGAUAUCUCUAGUAGGCAAAUAUCAAAGUCCCCACCACAGGACUGCAAUGGGCCGUUCAUCACACUGAGGUACUGUGUUCUUGGCUCCAAGUAUGUUUGAAUGGGCUGGCACUACAAUAUUUGUAGACGGAGCUGAUGUGUCUGCUGGUGGGAACCAUGCUGAGGCAUUCAGAAAGGCAAGAAGCACGCUUCUCUUUUUGGUCCUGGUUUCCAUGGCCCUGGUUACCCAGCAGUCAGCUUUCUGCCACACUUGGGCAGUGUCCAAGUCAAGGUCAUUGUCUUCAGUAUAGGACGAAACUGCUAUAUGAGCAGGAGCUUUCUAAAUAAUCACUUUAAACAUUCAUGCCCAUCAAUUAUUUUAAAUUGGAAGUUCUAUCAGGGUGUGGUGGUGCAUAUUCAUAACCCCAGCUCCAGGAAGCUGAGGCAGGAGGAUUACCACUAGUUCAAGGUCUGCCAGAGUUGUCUAGUGAGUUCCAUCACAGCCUGGGAUGCAGAGUGAUGCAUUUCAACAACAACAACAAAAAACAAAUAUUAAUGUUUAAAACCUGUGAUGAGGAAGUUUAGAAAGACCAGUGCAGCCUCCAGCUAGGAAAAACACUCCACAGUGACCUUCGGGUGCAGAGGUGGCUGAGGUGACGAGAUCACACUCAAUCUGGUGUUUUUUUCUUCAUGCAAAUACUUUUGUUAACUACUUAAGAUAGUGACAAUUUUGGGUUCAACAUGAACAGUUUUAGCUCAUCUUUUUUUAUUUAUCCAUAUACUUGAAUUUAAUAUUUUAAAAAACUGUGAGAUUUUGUGCAAGACUGGUGCCUACACUCUUUUGUCUUUUAAAGAACAGUGUGUACCUCUUUAAAACAUUGCGUAAUAUUUACAUAUGCAAGAUGUGCUGGUCACCAUGUGUAAGCUAAUAGUCAUUCUGUUAUCAGAACCACUGUAUCUAGUGUAAACAACAGCAUUCAAAGAAAGAGGUGAUGUCCUUGAAGACACCACGUCUAACAUGGUGGUUAGCUAAUGGGUCCCCUGUGAUUUCUCUGCAGCUUAAACUGUGACAGUAGCUGGCACGUACAACGACAAGCUGCAGAGAUGAUUGGUGACAAAUGGUCGCUGAGUCAACUGGGAACCUAAUGUUCAUUAAUUUACUUAUUUUUUAACAGAAAAUAAACUGCUAUUCAAAUCAACAGAAAGCUGCACAGUCUGCAUCCUGAGCAACAGACUCCCAGCAUUAAGCUCAUGUCACUUCCCAAUCAGACUUCCUCCGAUCCAGUCAUCCAGUCCUUUGCAAUAAUCUAAAUGUGAAGCAGUUGAGGAGGAGGGGUCUGCUGGGGCUUAUUUUUGUGGAUUUCCUACUGAACUCAGACUUUUUCAGGAUGCUGGAGGCUAGCUAAUGAGGCCAACAUCAUCGUCUUGUUUUAAAUGGUCUGUGUUUAUGCCUCUGCUAUUGUUUACCUACUUACUGGAAUUUCCAUAAAUAUGUCAUGCCUUUAUGGUACAUACCUUUGCUCAAAGGACUGACUGCCAGCUACUCCCAAAUCUGGCAAAAAAGGAAAAAACCUCUACCGUAAGAAAAUGUUCCUCAUGAAAAUGGCCAGAAAGUUCUGCCAAAAUAUCACAAAUGUCCUCUCUAGGCCCCUCUCCCCGGCCCCCACCAGACAUAGAAAGCACUCGGGGGAAACAGCUUGAAAGAUACCCAUGGUUUUAACAACUCAAACCCAAAUCACAGAUGUAGCUCAAUCCACAAAAAUAUUUGUAAUUUUCACAUUUAGUGUAGUGGAUUUAAUGUACUAGAAAACACUUGUUGGUGUGACUAUUGCUAAACACUGUAGCGUUAUCAGUAAAAUAUGAUAUCCUAGACACUACUGUACUUGGUCCCUGUAUGUCACCACAGCAUACCAGAAAUGUCACUGGGGGUAUUUUGGCUUCUUUCUUCGAAGGUUUUUGUACAUGUUAGCUAAGACUUCGCUGUAGCUCUCAUAUAUCUGUCUCACAGAAUUUGCAAUCCCUUUCCUUGGAUAUAAUAACCAAUAACUGCUUAAUAAAAUAUCUUUUUAAAGCA
Molecule: messenger RNA, 6187 nt
Organism: Peromyscus californicus insignis
Lineage: Eukaryota; Metazoa; Chordata; Mammalia; Rodentia; Cricetidae
Gene: Ghsr
Product: growth hormone secretagogue receptor
Exons: 3
Coding region: 701-1795 (364 amino acids)
Biological process (GO): hormone-mediated signaling pathway; G protein-coupled receptor signaling pathway
Cellular component (GO): plasma membrane
Molecular function (GO): growth hormone secretagogue receptor activity
Source: RefSeq, a predicted model, not a curated record